AAUGGAUGUUUUGCAUAUUUGCGACUCAGAUCCUGAACUUUUUGAUAGAAAUUCCACGACUCAGUUACUGGUCAUUCAAUGGCUUUCGACAAUGGCUGGAUUGUAUAAUCUGUUUGUUCACCCAUUCCUUUGCCUUUUGAUAUGCCCUCUUGGUGUUCUAGCUAAUUUUGUUCAUAUCUUGGUGCUAACUAGAAGGAAAAUGAGACGAUGUGCUAUUAAUAAUUGCUUGAUAGGAAUUGCUAUAUGUGAUAUAUGCACAAUGACAAGUUACCUUGUCUAUAUAUUACGUUUUGAAAUAUGGACUCGAAUUACGAGUAUUAAAACAAUCAGUUAUUUUUGGGCUACUUACUUACACUUUCAUGCCACUAGUUCAAUUUGCUUGCAUACAAUUGCCUUAUACAUGUCAGUUACAAUGGCACUUAUUCGAUGGCGUGUAAUGAGCCAACCAUUUUCUAAAGUUGUUUUUCAGCCAAUUUUAUCUUGGAAAAUAUUCGGAUCAGUGACAGCUGUUGUUUCUAUGCUUUGUAUCCCUACAUAUUUAGUUCACGAUGUGAUAAACUUUGGUGCUUAUUUUUUUAGUGUUGAUAUAUCCGAAUGGGCACGUUCUAAUAAUUGUCGUUAUUUCAAAUUAAAUCUGUUCAUUAUUGGCAUAGUUUUAAAGGCUAUACCUUGCUUCCUUCUUCUUUGGUUCACUCUUGCUUUAAUGAGACGGUUACGUGAAAACAAUGCUAAACGUGCACAAUUGUUAAAAGACCAAAACAAAAAAUCGUUGAACUAUGACCGUACAACCUUUACACUCAUCGUCGUUUUAGGAGUUUUCCUCUUGACUGAACUGCCUCAAGGAGUUCUGACUAUUCUUAAUGGGAUAUUCACUAACGACGUUCAUACAGUUUUUUAUAUGAAUCUUGCAAAUCUUUUGGAUUUGCUUUCGUUAAUUAAUUGUUAUGUUGGAUUUCUUGCUUAUUGUUUUCUAUGUACCAAAUAUCAGCAAACAUUUGUUUUGAUGAUUUUCACCUGGUUAGAUUUGCUUAUUUGUUAUUAUAGGUCAGGGAUCCUGCGUCCCGAUUUCCGAAAUCGGGAAUUUUGUUUUUUUGUCGGCAGGAUGCUUGUUAUAGGUAUUCCCAUUUAUUUAAAAAAUUCCAUAAGAUUUUUAUAUUUUAAAUUCAUUUAUGAACAUUGUUGCUUAUCUUUAUUAACAUUAUUCUAG
Molecule: messenger RNA, 1207 nt
Organism: Meloidogyne enterolobii
Lineage: Eukaryota; Metazoa; Nematoda; Chromadorea; Rhabditida; Meloidogynidae
Source: the annotation of a GenBank genome assembly